Molecule: messenger RNA, 249 nt
Organism: Stylonychia lemnae
Lineage: Eukaryota; Ciliophora; Spirotrichea; Sporadotrichida; Oxytrichidae
Source: the annotation of a GenBank genome assembly
AUGAUUCCUAGAAACAUCCCAAUGAAUAAGAAAAUCCUGAAUGUUAUCAUUCUCUAAUCAUAGCAAUAAGAUUUAAAAGUGUCAAGGUACUAGAAUUUCUCCUACAAUAGCAUUUUUAUGGAGUUUGGGAUGCCAAUGAUUUACUUGAGGCAAUCAAAUAUGCUGAGACUAAAUACAAACAUCAUGAAGAAUUCUUAUUAUAAAUAUGUAGGAUAAUCUUUAAAAGUUAGGUCUAUAUAUAAAGCAUGA